Capronia coronata CBS 617.96 is the source of this 720-nucleotide messenger RNA. RefSeq names its product 40S ribosomal protein S6-A. The record is from RefSeq and is a predicted model, not a curated record. Lineage: Eukaryota; Fungi; Ascomycota; Eurotiomycetes; Chaetothyriales; Herpotrichiellaceae. The transcript is spliced from 4 exons. The coding region runs from base 1 to 720 and encodes 239 amino acids. Gene Ontology annotation, molecular function: structural constituent of ribosome. Gene Ontology annotation, cellular component: ribosome. Gene Ontology annotation, biological process: translation.
AUGAAGUUGAACAUCUCCUACCCGGCCAAUGGGUCGCAGAAACUUUUCGACAUUGAGGAUGACCGCAAGGUGCGCGUCUUCAUGGAGAAGCGAAUGGGCAACGAGGUUCCAGGCGACAGUCUCGGGGAUGAAUGGAAGGGCUACAUCUUCCGCAUCACCGGCGGUAAUGACAAGCAAGGCUUUCCCAUGAAGCAGGGUGUCAUGCUCCCGACUCGUGUCAAACUCCUCCUUUCCGAAGGCCACUCCUGCUACCGACCUCGACGUGACGGUGAGCGCAAGCGCAAGUCCGUCCGUGGUUGCAUCGUCGGUCCCGAUCUAGCCGUCCUGGCCCUGUCCAUUGUCAAGCAAGGCGAUGGCGAGAUCCCAGGUCUUACAGACGUUGUCAACCCCAAGCGACUUGGUCCCAAGCGAGCCACUAAGAUCCGAAGAUUCUUCGGCUUGACCAAGCAAGAUGAUGUUCGCAAGUUCGUCAUCCGCCGUGAAGUGGUCCCCAAGAAGGAAGGUGCCAAACCUUACACCAAGGCCCCAAAGAUCCAGAGACUCGUCACCCCUCAACGAAUGCAACACAAGAGACACCGAAUCGCACUCAAGAGAAGACGUGCUGAGGCCGCCAAGGAUGCUGCCAACGAGUAUGCUCAAUUGUUGGCAAAGCGUGUGCACGAGGAGCGUGACAAGAGAACCGAGCUGAGGAAGAGACGUGCUUCUUCGUUGAGGAAGUAA